Poeciliopsis prolifica (blackstripe livebearer) is the source of this 5069-nucleotide messenger RNA. RefSeq names its product zinc finger, ZZ-type containing 3 (gene zzz3). The transcript is spliced from 12 exons. The record is from RefSeq and is a predicted model, not a curated record. The coding region runs from base 166 to 3888 and encodes 1240 amino acids. Gene Ontology annotation, molecular function: zinc ion binding. NCBI's taxonomy places the organism in Eukaryota, Metazoa, Chordata, Actinopteri, Cyprinodontiformes, Poeciliidae.
GCUUUUUUAACCAGAGCGGCUGAGUCGGCUCACACACACCCCAGACUAGUUGGCUGGACUGAAAACAUGGCUGCGACCGAGGCAAAUUUAAGGAAGUGAGAUGCCCACAUUCUGUUGCAGAGGAGAGUGCACCAGGAUGAGGAGACUGUAGGCACCCGCCGUAGUAUGGCCGCGUCCCGUUCUUCGCGUGUCACAAGAUCAUCAGUGGGGCUCAAUGGAUUGGAUGAGAAGUUUUGUGGUCGAACCCUCAGAAACCGCAGCAUCGCCCAGCCAGAGGAGACCUCAGUAUCUCCACAACCUCGGGCACGCUCCCCCAAAAAGAAGCAGGAGUCCAAGCAGGAUGCCAAUAAGGACAACAGGCAGGAGUCCAAGCAUGAUGCCAGAAAAGAGUCAAGGCACGAUAACAGUAAGGACUCCAAACAAGAAUCAAAGCAGGAUUCUAGUAAAGACUCCAAGCAGGAGUCAAGUCAGCAUGCCAAUAAGGUUUCCAAGCAAGAGUCAAAGCCUGAUACCAGCAAGGUCUCAAAGCAAGAGGCCAAGCAAGAUACUAGUAAGAACUCCAAGCAAGAGUCAAAGCAGGAUACUAGUAAGAACUCCAAGCAAGAGUCAAAGCAGGAUACUAGUAAGAACUCCAAGCAAGAGUCAAAGCAGGAUACUAGUAAGAACUCCAAGCAAGAGUCAAAGCAGGAUACAAGUAAGGACCCCAGACAGGAGUCAAAGCAGAAUAACAGUAAGGAGUCCAAGCAAGAGUCCAAGAAGGAUACAAAUAAGGACUCUACACAAGAAUCAAAACAAAAGAAUAGCAAGGACUCUAAGCAAAACUCCAAGCAGAACACAAGUAAGGAUUCCAUUAAGGAGUCGGAGCAGGACAUUGUCAAGGAGUGGGAGCAGGACAUUGUUAAGGAGUCGGAGCAGGACGCCGUCAAAGAGUCGGAGCAGGACGCCGUCAAGGAGUCGGGGCAGGACGCCGUCAAGGAGUCGGGGCAGGACGCCGUCAAGGAGUCGGAGCAGGACGCCGUCAAGGAGUCGGAGCAUGACGUCCUCAAGGAGUUGGAGCAGGACGCCCUCAAGGAGUCGGAGCAGGACGCCCUCAAGGAGUCGGAGCAGGACGCCCUCGAGUCGGAGCAGGACGCCCUCAAGGAGUCGAAGCAGGACGCCGUCAAAGAGUCAAGGCUGGAGUCGAAUGACAAUAAAGAAGACAACAAGCAGGACACUGGUGAGAAACUUAAUAAAGACUUUGAGACGGAGUCAAAGCAUGCUGCUAAACAUGACACAGAACCACAGGAAACCUCCUUGCAAGAAAGCCAGCAACUGGACAUGUUGCAGAGAAACAUAGCUGACUCCAGUAUUCCUGCAGGUGAUGAGGAUCAUUCGACCGUCUCUAGGAAGCGGGGCAUGACCCAUUUGGAAAAAGACCUUAAACAAGAGAAAUCCGAGAACUGUGACACAGGGAAAGAGUGGCGGAAUACCUCGCCUCCAAUCAAAAGGGCCAAGCAGUGCUCUCUCUCUGGAGAGUUUCUGGGACACGAAGAGGACCAAGGGUUUCUGAAUCCCCAAAGUCAAGUUUCUGUCUUAGAGCCUUGCAAGGACUUAAUUUGUGAAGACUUACCCAGCCACAACUCUUGUAAUGCACCUCCUGCCUCCUCUAUCCUCAGUGAGCAGGAAGGUGAGGUAAUUGGGCGACAGGUGAAGGAAGAUCAUUGCAUGGAUUGUGAUGGGCCAGUUUUGCCACAAAAUUCCCAUAAGGCCUCUAAUGGACUCAGAGAAACUGAUGCAGAGAAAACAAGCACAGUCACUGAACAUCCCAGUGCAACCCCCACCUCUACCACCAGCUUUCCUUCUCUGCUAAAUGGGAGCCAAAUGGAGGCUCCCUCAUCCCCUGACUCCUCUGUGCCUUUUAGAAACUCUGUACCUGGGCAAAUGGAGGUCUCUGGCUCAGGAGAAUCACCAGCCUCAUCUGCACUAACAUUUAUGGGUGCUGUAGAAGAUCCUGUUCCUGAGUUGAUAAUGGCCAAAGAGCAGGAGGUGGAGGAGGUGGAAGUCGAUGUGGUGGGUGACCCCUUGGGUCUGGCUCACGAGGAGCAGGUGACUGUGACCGAGGGCGAUACAAACGGCCGGUCACCAUCUCCAGUACAGGAACCUGCUGCCUCCACUUUGUUCUCUACUGCGAACGUAAACUGUAGUUCAGUCAACAACAGCAACUCAGGAGAAACUAUGCCCACGCCCACAACACCCCAAUCCCCCACAGAACCAGAGUGCAACCCUUCAAUGUCCAGCAUGACCCCUUCUUUCACAGAGCUCAACGAACACAGAUAUACCCUGCGGACUUCACCUAGGAGAGUUGUGUCUGGUGGGAAAACAUCUCCCUCCAAACCCAGCUCUCCUAUAACAGACAAUGGUCCCUUUAGGGAAGAAGGGGAGGUGGAGGACGACUGUCCAAUGUUAGAGGAACCUUCUUGCUCAGACUCAGUUGGCCUCUCCAUUGAGGAGCCAGGUUCUGUGAAUCCUAGUUGUAGAGUAGGUGAGAAGGACAGUGACUUUAUGGAGGACAAGGAGGCAGAAAAUGGCAAGGAGCUAACACGAAGCGAGGCAGUUGAAGAAGAAGAGGAGGAGGAGGAAGAGGAGGAACCAGACGUGUAUUACUUUGAGUCAGACCACCUGGCUCUUAAACACAACAAAGAUUAUCAGCGGCUGCUGCAGACCAUCGUAGUACUGGAGGCGCAGCGAGCUCAGGCCAUUCUGGACCUGGAGACGUUGGCACGUCAGCAGAGGGAGGCUCUCUCUGAACCCAUCAGCUUUGUGGAGCAGCUGCAGAAACAGUCUCAGGCGAAUUUGGGUCUGCCGUGUCCUCAGCGGGUCGUCCAGCUCCCGGACAUCGCCUGGGAGCAGUACACCUCCGGUCUGGGGGAGUUCGAGAGAGAGUUCUGCGACAAGAAACGGAAAACCCGGCAGCUGAAGUUAAUCUUUGACAAAGGUUUGCCUCUUAGACCAAAAAGUCCUGUUGAACCCAAGAAAGAAGGUGAAUCGUCAGCUGUGUACUCCUCUCUUCCCACCAGUGACGCCCCUGAGAACGGCAGGCAAACACAGAUGAUCAGGGGGAGGAUUUGUCACCCAAAUAAGCCGGACACGUUUAAUCAGCUGUGGACGGUGGAAGAGCAGAAAAAACUGGAGCAGCUUCUUGUUAAGUUCCCGCCUGAAGAAGUGGAGUCCAAAAGGUGGCAGAAGAUCGCUGAUGAGCUCGGCAAUCGAACGGCCAAACAGGUUGCCAGCAGGGUUCAAAAGUAUUUCAUCAAACUGACAAAAGCUGGUAUCCCUGUGCCUGGAAGAACCCCCAACCUCUGCAUGUACACUAAAAAGGCCUCCAGCAAGAGACAGCACCACCUGAACAAGCAUCUGUACCGGCCGUCCACCUUCCUGACCUCCUACGAGCCUCCGGUCUACAUGGAGGAUGAGGACGAGCGCGCGGCGUUUUACCACAGCGUGCAGGACCCUUCUGCUGACGAGUCGGACGAGGAGAGCGUUCCUGUGGAGCUGAGGAGCCUGCAAGAGUACAAAGAGCUUUUACAGCUGAAGAGGUUGAAAAAACAGAAACUCCAGGAGAUUCGAAAGGAUAACGCCGGGGUGCAGCACAUGGGUUACAAGUGCGACGUGUGCGGCAUGGAGCCCAUCCAGGGGGUCCGUUGGCACUGUCAGGACUGUCCUCCAGAAAACUCGGUCGAUUUCUGCUCCAACUGCUCAGACUGCUUAUUCAAGACAGAGACCCAUAAACCCGACCACCACUUGGAAGCGGUCUAUCAACCAGACACCUUUCUGGACAGAGACUACUGCCUGCCGCAGAGCGCAGGCUACAACUACCUGGACCCUAAUUACUUCCCCGCCAACAGAUGACAGAGUCCCAGGCGCCGCUAACUCCAAGUUGUCUCUCUCUCUCUCUCUCUCGCCACACGUCCUGCAGGCCACUCUGUGCAUGGCUCCAUCCUGUAAGCCCAAGAUUACCGCUGAGCCCGGGCGGCGGGGUUAGAGUUAGACCAGACCUCGGCUCUGAUGCUGGUUUCCCAGCAACGUCUCAGCCGGGUUAUUCAGAAACUGUAUUUUUAAAAAAACAAACAAACAAAAGCGAGAAGGCACACGACAUUCCUGAGCUCCUCCCCUGACGUUUCCAGUUUUCUCCUCCAUGCUGCUUUCAAACUGGAAAAUCGAGUGAUUGGUCUGGCGAAGCGCCACCUAGUGGAGACACUUGUGGGUUGUUUUUGUGUGCAUGUGGUUUCCCCAAGAAUGGAGAAUACUUUAAAAAACAAAGAAAAGAAAAAAAGGUCAAAAACUUGGAGCAAUUCUGCAGACCUCUGUGUUUCCCAACACAAACACACACACCUUCAUCCGUUUCCUUUUGCUCUCUUCACUAAAACUAACUAGGAAACACUACAACACGAAGAGUGACUUCAUUAUUUUCCAUUGAAGGCAGGCGAAUGAUGUUGAAAACCACACAAAGCUGUGUUUUAUUUUUCUUUUGCCUUCUCCUCUCUCAUCGUGUGCCGUUGUUGAUCAUGUUGAGUGUUCAAGUAUAUGGUGAAAAGUGAAAAGUAGCCACCGCUAGUUGCUGUGUGCCAUUAAAAAAAUAAAAACAGACAAAAAAGACUUUUUUUUUUUUCCUUUAUCUUUUUAUUUUCUUCCUCUUGCGCUUCGGGAAGAUGGAGAAACCCUGAAAGCUGACCACAUUUUCUCCAUCACCCUGUUAUCAAAUCCCAUCGUUAAGCCUCUAGAUCUCUUAAUUUCACCACCCACUUUAAAAGGUCCAUUUAAAAAGAUUGUAUUUUUAUUAAUCUAUUUAAAACAUGAAUAAUUGAGGUAGUGGUUGGUGCCUCUGCGACCCACAGAGUUUUAUAUACAUAGAUUUUGUUGUGCUUGAGUAGACGCCAUUUUGUAUGGUUUUUUUGUCUUCUUUCCCUCACCACCUUUCCCCAUGCUUCAGUAUCUGUGUAUAACAGUCUGUUCUUAUGUAAAAAAAAAUUAAUAAUAAUGUAAAAAAAAUGCUAGAGGAGAACUGUGGAAAUAAAAGUAUGUGGAAAAUG